CUCUCUCACUAACCUUGUAUACACUAUUACAUAUCUAAGUGGGUGCAGUAACUGCUUAGGACUCUAAGCGCCGCUGUUCACCUAUUUGGAGAUAAAUUUAACCAAAUGCCAUCUGGUUACUAAAGGCUCAGAUCUCGCCGCAGAUCCCACAAACCAACUGCAGGGCUGCAGCGAAAUUCUGUCCCUACAUCUGAGACACUCCAGUUUUCUAUAAGAUGAUCUCCAUAGCUGCAGCAAAAAGGUAAACAAGACACAUAUGCCCAAUGAGGAUUCUGAAUGGAUUCAGUAGUGAAAGAACAAUGGCCGCUCCAAAGAAUUACCAGAGACGCGGAGAGCUGGUCCUGCUGUGCGCGCUCAUGGGCACGCUGUGGGAAAUCGGGAGAGGACAGAUCCAUUAUUCGGUGCCAGAAGAGAGCGACAAAGGAUCCUUCGUGGGUAACAUCUCCAAGGACCUGAAUCUGGAAUCACAAGAGCUGGUGAAGCACGGAGUCCGCAUUGUCUCCAGAGGUAGGACGCAGCUUUUUGCUCUGAACCGGAAAACUGGCGGCUUGCUCACCGCGGGCAGGAUAGACCGGGAGGAGCUUUGUGCUCAGAGCAUGCAGUGUCUAGUAAAUAUCAACAUCCUGAUUGAGGGCAGAGGAAAACUUUUUGGGAUAGAAAUAGAAAUCACUGAUAUCAAUGAUAAUAACCCAAAAUUCCAGGUCGAAAAUCUGGAAAUGAAAAUUAAUGAAAUCGCUGCGCCUGGAACACGUUAUCCGCUCCCAGAGGCUGUUGACCUGGACGUGGGCAUGAAUUCCUUGCAGAGCUACCAGCUCAGCCCCAAUCACCACUUCUCCCUGGACGUACAAACUGGAGGCGACGGAACUCUACACCCAGAGCUGGUGCUGGAGAAGGCCCUGGACCGCGAGGAAGAGGCUGCGCACCACCUGGUCCUCAUUGCCUCGGACGGCGGUGACCCGCGUCGCUCCAGCACAGUGCACAUCCACGUGACAGUGCUGGAUACAAACGACAAUGCCCCGGUUUUUGCUCUACCGAUUUACCAAGUGAAAGUCCCAGAGAACGUGCCCCCGGGCACCCGGCUGCUUACUGUGAGCGCUAGCGACCGGGAUGAGGGAGCCAACGGAGAAGUAGCCUAUAGAUUCUGGAAAAUUAGUGAAAAGCAGUCUCCGCUAUUCCAGCUGAAUGAAAAUACUGGGGAAAUAUCAACGGCAGAGAGUCUAGACUAUGAAGAAUGUGCAUUUUAUGAAAUGGAAAUACAAGCUGAAGAUGUGGGGGCACUUUUGGGGAGGACCAAAGUGCUCAUUUCAGUGGAAGAUGUGAAUGACAAUAGACCGGAAGUGAUCAUUACAUCUCUGUUUAGCCCAGUCUUGGAAAAUACUCCUCCUGGAACAGUAAUUGCCUUCUUGAAUGUGCAUGACCGAGACUCCGGGAAGAAUGGUCAAGUUGUCUGUAACACACCUCAUAAUUUACCUUUUCAAUUGGAAAAAUCAAUAGAUAAUUAUUAUAGAUUGGUGACAUGGAAAUAUCUGGACCGAGAAAAGAUCUCUGUGUACAAUAUCACAGUGAUGGCCUCAGAUCUAGGGGCUCCUUCUCUAUCUACUGAAACUUAUAUCACCCUGUAUGUGGCGGAUAUCAAUGACAAUCCCCCCACUUUCCCUCAAGUCUCCUAUUCAGCCUAUAUCCCAGAGAACAACGCCAGAGGUGCCUCCAUCUUCACUGUGAUGGCUCAUGACCCCGACAGUGGCAAAAACGCCCAGGUGACUUACUCUGUGACUGAGGACAUCAUCAUGGGAAGCCCUCUCUCCUCCUAUGUUUCCAUCAACUCAGACACUGGCGUCCUAUAUGCGCUGUGUUCCUUUGACUAUGAGCAUAUACGAGACUUGCAGUUACUGGUGACAGCCAGCGAUGGCGGGGACCCUCCACUCAGCAGCAACGUGUCACUGAGCUUGUUUGUGCUGGACCAGAAUGACAAUGCGCCUGAAAUCCUGUACCCCGCCCUCCCCACCGAUGGUUCCACCGGCGUGGAGCUGGCGCCCCGCUCCGCAGAGCCCGGCUACCUGGUCACCAAGGUGGUGGCGGUGGACAGAGACUCGGGCCAGAACGCCUGGCUGUCCUACCGCCUGCUCAAGGCGAGCGAGCCAGGGCUCUUCGCGGUGGGGCUGCACACGGGCGAGGUGCGCACGGCGCGGGCCCUGCUGGACAGAGACGCGCUCAAGCAGAGCCUGGUGGUGGCGGUGCAGGACCACGGCCAGCCCCCUCUCUCGGCCACCGUCACGCUCACCGUGGCCGUGGCCGACAACAUCCCGGACGUCCUGGCCGACCUGGGCAGCAUCAGGACCCCCGCCGACCCGGACGAUUCGGACCUCACGCUGUAUCUGGUGGUGGCGGUGGCGGCAGUCUCGUGCGUCUUCCUGGCCUUUGUCAUCGUGCUGCUGGCGCUCAGGCUGAGGCGCUGGCACGCGUCGCGUCUGCUCCAGGCUUCCGGAGGCGGGCUGGUGGGCGUGCCGGCCUCGCACUUUGUGGGCGUGGACGGGGUGCGGGCUUUCCUGCAGACCUAUUCCCACGAGGUCUCCCUGACCGCGGACUCGCGGGAGAGUCACGUGAUCUUCCCCCAGCCCAACUACGUCGACACGCUAAUCAGUCUGGAGAGCUGUGAGAAAAAUGAUUCCUUGCUAACAUCCGUAGAUUUUCAUCAAUGUAAGGAUGAAGCCGCUUCUGUUCAGGUGAGUUCAGUUCUUUGUUCACGUUUAAUUCUCAAAGGAAUUAUAUUUUUUAUAAAUUUAUGUUUUAAAACGCACAUUGUGGAGAUAGUUUAAAAUAUUUUUUAAAAGUGUAGCCCAAGGUUUUUGGUUUUAGUGGUCAUACUAUAAAAUUGAGCUCUAAUCAUGAUAGUUUGCUUCAUUUGCUUUCCAAAGUCUUGGACAAGAUUUUUUACAUGUCAACUCUCAACCUUUUAAAAAUCUUACAUAUGUGGAGACUGGCUGGCUCAGUCAGUCGUGCGUGAGACUCUUGAUCUCAGGGUAGUGAGUUCCAGCCCCACUUUGGAUGUAGAGAUUACUUUUAAAAAUACAAAAAAUAGGGGUGCCUUGGUGGCUGGGUCUGUUGGGCCUCAGAUUCUUGGUUUCUGCUUGGGUUGUGAUCUCAGGGGUGGUGCGAUCAAGCGGGGGGUGGGGCUUCUGGCUCAGUGGGGAGUAGGCUUGAUAAUUCUCUCCCUCUGCCCCUCCCUCUAC
Molecule: messenger RNA, 3230 nt
Organism: Mirounga angustirostris (Northern elephant seal)
Lineage: Eukaryota; Metazoa; Chordata; Mammalia; Carnivora; Phocidae
Product: protocadherin gamma-A8-like
Exons: 1
Coding region: 264-2816 (850 amino acids)
Biological process (GO): homophilic cell-cell adhesion
Cellular component (GO): plasma membrane
Molecular function (GO): calcium ion binding
Source: RefSeq, a predicted model, not a curated record